Mytilinidion resinicola is the source of this 460-nucleotide messenger RNA. RefSeq lists its product as uncharacterized. The record is from RefSeq and is a predicted model, not a curated record. The transcript has a single exon. Bases 233 to 424 code for a protein of 63 amino acids. Lineage: Eukaryota; Fungi; Ascomycota; Dothideomycetes; Mytilinidiales; Mytilinidiaceae.
CGGACAUCUUAUGAACUUCUGUGUACUCAAACACCUACCUCACUCUCUCCCAUCGCUGACUGCUGCCGCCUUACAAAACGUUACACCGCAUCACGGAAAGCCCCAACCCCACAAAGCUUGAGCACGCGCAUCCGCCAAACCCCUGCCACCAUUCCCGCAUGAUCACCUUUUCCCCCUGCCCAACGGUGUGCAACCACCCGCCCUUCCCCCCGACCGUCCGUCACGCCAUCUCAUGCCCGUUCCCGACAUUCUCAAACCCACCGCCAUUCUCCCGAUGCCGGAGCCACCAGGGUCGAGAUACUGCGCUUCACCGUGUGCAACAGCUGUACAGAAACACUCACUUUCCCACGUACGCAUAAGACCCGUGGAUAGACGUGAUCAAAAAGAAUCGUUGGAGACCGGGCUAACCCAAAAAUAUAACUAAGCAAGCGCUAGCAAGAACACCAGACAGUGGUAUAUA